This is a messenger RNA of Rhodofomes roseus, 1831 nucleotides long. RefSeq lists its product as uncharacterized. Lineage: Eukaryota; Fungi; Basidiomycota; Agaricomycetes; Polyporales; Fomitopsidaceae. The transcript is spliced from 9 exons. The record is from RefSeq and is a predicted model, not a curated record. Bases 252 to 1796 code for a protein of 514 amino acids.
CGUGGCCGGGAAUAGCAGCGGCGCUCCUGCCCGCGCACGCUUUCAGUGAUCUUCCCCGCGGCGACAUAUGUCUUCGUGUGGUCGCUUCCCCGCCUCAUGCCUCCUGCGACUCACACUUCCCGGCCAGCUUUCCAGUCCCCUCGGCCAGCCAUGUAUAAGAAGCCCUCCCCGCCUUCCCGCCCUCCCUUAUCCCGCCUUUCCUAUCUCCCCAAUUUCCGUUCCCUCCCAGAUCUUAGCUGACCUCCUCCGCCAUGAGCAACGCAUGCUCAGUGUCGCCGAGCCCGACCAACGUCGACUUCCCUUCAACACCUAAUGACCGGGAUGUCAUACCACCAACAUCGAAACAGACGCCGCGCACGCUCGUCCUCUGCUUUGAUGGCACUGGCGACCAGUUCGACACCGAUAACUCCAAUGUCAUCUUGUUCUUCUCCAUGCUUAUGAAGGACAACCCCGAGGAACAGAUGGUGUAUUAUCAGUCUGGCAUCGGCACCUAUACGAUCCCAGAAAUCGCGACGCCGCUAUACGCGGGUAUCUCCAAAACUCUCGACGAGAUGAUCGCUUGGAACCUGAAUGCGCAUGUCAUGGGCGGCUACGAGUUCCUCAUGUCGAAUUAUCGCGCCGGGGAUAAAAUUUGCCUAUUCGGCUUCUCUCGCGGCGCAUAUACUGCCAGGGCUCUGGCUGGCAUGAUCCACAAGGUUGGCCUCCUGCCCAGGUCAAAUCACCAACAAGUUCCCUUCGCAUACCACAUGUUCACGCGCGACGACGAAUGGGGUUGGAGGCAGUCCACGGAAUUCAAGAAAACGUUCUCGAUGGACAUCGACAUCGAGUUCAUCGGCGUGUGGGACACCGUUCGCUCCGUCGGACUCAUCCCGCACACACUUCCCUUUACCUCCUCCAAUAGCGCGAUCAAGAUCUUCCGGCACGCGCUCUCGCUCGACGAACACCGCGCUAAAUUCAAGGCGAACCACUACCAGUGGCCGACCGAGCUCGAGCUCAAGCAAGGCGUGCAGCCGGGCCAAAUGCCCAAGGCGGGGCAGCGCCAAGCGAGCGGCUGGGGUAAGAGCGCAAAGGACGCGAAGGGCAGAAAGCCGGGCCAGAGACGCUCGAGCAGCCAGGAAGAGAUGCGUCAUGAGCAAGAGUUCUCCGCUGCUGACGGACAUAACGCCGUCACGAAUGUGAAGGAGGUGUGGUUCGCCGGUUGCCACACAGAUGUCGGCGGCGGCUCCGUGGAGAACACGAGCAGACACAACCUCGCGCGCAUCCCUCUGCGCUGGAUGAUCCGCGAGUGCUUCCUCACCGGGAUUGGCGUGCGCUUCCACUCCGAGCUCCUGCGCAACGUCGGGCUCGACCCCGACGCGCUCUCCAAGAACGCCCCGCGCCCGCCGCCGCUCUUCGCCGAGCCCGGCUCGCCGCUCAUCCGCCCGCGCCACGCGCGCGGCCGCUCGGACGUGACGCUCGUGGAUGGCGAGGAUCAUGGGCCGCGGUUGAGCGAGGAGCAGGAGGACCUAAUCGACGCACUGUGUCCGAUCUUUGACGAGCUGAAAAUCUCGCGGUUGUGGUGGAUCCUCGAGGUCAUCCCGCUCGUGCACCGCGUGCGCGACAAGAUGUAUGGGUGGGUCGAUAAGUGGAUCACUAACUGGGGCAGGGGCCGGACCGUGCCAGACGACGCCGUGUUCAACGUGCACCGCAGCGUCGAGAUUCGGCUGAGGGCGGGCAGGGACGGCCUCCUCGAAGGCGCGGCGUACAAGCCGAACGCGAUCAUUCCUCACGGAUUGAAGAUGAACUUCGUCGACUGAAAAGCGGUAGCGGGCGGCAUGCGCGACGCUCGUGU